UGUUGCGGGAUGUUGAGCUGCAUUUUCCUCGUUUCGUCUACUGUUGUUCUCGCGUUCGCCGCCACGGAAAAAUAUGUGGCGAACGUCGUGACGGCGAACAACGAAUUUGCUUCCGAGCUGCUGCAGCAGGCGCGUUCGUCGUCGACACUUGGAAACGCCUUCUUGAGUCCGUACAGCAUCAUGACGAGUCUCGGCAUGCUGGCGGCUGGAGCAAGAGGCGAGACGGAGUUAGAGAUACGCAAAGCGAUGCACUUGAAGGGUCUGUCGUCGGCCAAGGUGGCACGAGCUCUUGGUCAAUUGGCACGCAUUAGUAAGGAGGAGGAAGUCGGUUACACAUUAGCGGUCGCUAACCGGGUGUGGGCGCAGCUGAAUCAUCAACUCGAUAAGACGUUCCUCCAGUCGAUGGCGUACCAUUUCAGAUCGCCCGUCGGUCGACUCGAUUUCGCGCAGAGACCGGAGAUAUCGCGACGAAAUAUAAACGACUGGGUGGCGAAUCGUACCGGCGGAGAAAUCAGUGAACUGCUGCCGUCUGGGUCGGUUGAUCCACUCACUCGGCUAAUCUUGACGAAUGCGAUCUACUUUCAAGGCAAGUGGGUGAGCAAGUUCGGCGCGAAAGAUACGAAGUUGGGCAAGUUCUAUGGAUGCGAUUGUGGUGGUUCGUGUGACAGUCGCAGUGUGACGAUGAUGCAUCAGUACGGCAUGUUCAACUACAAAUACGACCCACACAACAGUGUUCGCGUGUUGGAAAUGCCGUACCUAGGGGUAGGUGUCUCAAUGUUCGUCCUCCUACCGGACGACUGUCAGGCGCUUGCUAUACUAGAGAAAGGUCUGACAGCACAACGGAUUGCCAAUCUGACUUCCGGUCUCCGAUCAACCAACAUUGACGUUCAUUUCCCGCGUUUUCAGAUGUCAUCACACAUGCAGUUGAAUGAAAUCUUGAAAGAAAUGGGAAUAACAAAAGCUUUCGAUCCAAACCAGGCGGACUUAUCAGGAAUCGAUAAAUCUAAAAACAUGUACGUAUCGCAAGUCAUUCACCAGGCGACUGUUAACGUUACAGAGGAGGGAACGAAAGCCUCGGCCUCAACCACCGUUUUAAUCGCCGCGAGGACGUUCUCUCGACCCGAAUUUCGGGCCAACCGCGCUUUUGUUUUUCUAAUCGUCGACCAGCGGACACGAGCUGUGCUUUUUAUUGGUCGCGUGGUGAACCCACGCACCUUGAGCGGUGAAGAACGGCGCGUUGAGGGGCGUCUGCCGAAAGAGACGCCGACAGAAGGAGUGAACUUUCCCAUAAAAGAGCCUCUGGUCAAAGAGAAGGAAAGAAUGCCCAAACAGUGUGUGAAGAGUUGUCCAAUCAGAAGGUCGCUGAUUCUGCCGGAGUUUUGUAGGCGGAAAUAUAAUUAUGUGAUAGUGGGCGAAUUGGUUGGUAUCCAUGAAUUACAGUCUCGUUUGCGCUACCAGCUGCACAUAACGAGAGUUCUGCAAUCAGGUUCAUCACGCCUGAAACCUCAAUCAGAUCAGAAUUACCUCUGGCCGAAGAAUCUCUACAUGAGAUGUGGCUGUGGACUUCGAGUAGGCCAGAAAUACAUUAUUGCUGGUCACGAGAAUCACAAAGACACCAAGAAAGUACUGAAGAUGGACAGUUAUGUUAUGGAGAGAGGCAGCAUGAGAGACGCUGUCAAAAUGAGGAGCUACAUUCGAGCUUGUAAGAACAUGUAACAGAGAAAGACUAGACGUACAGAUUGAUUUGCUGUUGAUAGGCAUGCUACUAUUACUGUAAUAGUCUAUAUGCAGGCUUCUACUGGAGAUACUAGAUUAUUUAAUUUGGGGAUUUUAGACUCAUUACCUGUUGUACUAUGAUCCUGUGGUGAUCAUGCAGGAACUUUGAUGGAGGUUGACUCCUCCGCAAACUUCUGCAUAUAUAUAUAGAUUCAAAUAUAUUGAGAACUCUUGUAUUGAA
This is a messenger RNA of Corticium candelabrum, 1957 nucleotides long. RefSeq names its product leukocyte elastase inhibitor-like. The coding region runs from base 10 to 1716 and encodes 568 amino acids. The record is from RefSeq and is a predicted model, not a curated record. Gene Ontology annotation, molecular function: serine-type endopeptidase inhibitor activity; protein binding. NCBI's taxonomy places the organism in Eukaryota, Metazoa, Porifera, Homoscleromorpha, Homosclerophorida, Plakinidae. The transcript has 3 exons.